CACAGCUUUAGUUACAGCCCAUCCCCCCGUAUCAACAACUGUCAAAUGUAUUCAUGAUGUUUUGUAAAAAUUUAUUUAUUUUGUUGUAAUUAUUUAUACGAGUGAUAAUUAACAAUUAUUAUGUUGUUCAGUAUUGAUAGUAUUAGUUCAGUUAGAAGUUUUAUAAUAAAUUACACAGUAGUAAUAGAAAGUUUUCAAUCUUUUCAAAUAUGUCCGUGAGUUCUUUUAAUUUUCUUAAUUUUCUAUUACUUGCAGUUUAGUUUCUAAAAAUAUUGUCAGUAUCAAAUAAAAUUCAGUUUAUUGUUACAAUUUCGUUUCUUGGUGAAAAAAUUAGUAUUUAUGUCUAUUAUAUUCCUAACUCGGAGUGUUAAAGUUUGGACGUUUUGAGGUUAGGUCAUUCAUGCCGCAGAAGUAUACAAAAUUAGUAAUUGAUUUUGUGAAAUUGUUAUUUUAAUAUUUUACAAAAUGUCUAAUUCACAAGAAGAUGCUGUAGGUCACGACACUGCUACAGAUGAAAAAUAUCGAACUUAUGCCAGUAUUUCGUUUGCGGUUCUUCUUCUUGGAGUUGGAAUUCCUCUUUGGUGGUACACAACGGCAGUUCCGCGAGUUCCACUUCCUUAUUCGGGAAUUGCGGCUCUUUCCCAUCAUGAAACGAAGAUUCAGACAGAUAUCAUUGUCGCUGCUCUCAGCAAAGAACGAGCCGAACAAUUAGCUCAAGAAAUAAAGAGCUUCUUUGAAGAUUCUGAAAUUUAUUCUCUGCGCGUGAGAUUUGAGGUGGUUUCAAGAAAUUUAAUGUCGUCUGCCUUCACGACAAAUGAAUUGGAAACAAUUGCAUAUUCUUUUAAUCUCAAAAUGGGAAAUCUUCUACUAUUGGAGGCGCUAAAUCUCAAUGAAGAAAUUCUAGUCGGUUCAAAUCGUACUGUUUUCUUUGCACCUGAUACAGAUGUGAAAAAAGUGACAGAAAUCGUAUCAAAAUGGAUUUUACGUGAUAAAUCAUUGGCAUUGACAAAAAAUGCCUUGACACAUCCUACGGAAUAUAGUUUAGACAAAGAAAAUAGAAGAAGAUUUCCCACUAGUCCAGCUUAUGAUGUUCUACUUACACUGGUGAAUCCUGAUCCAGAGAAGUUAAAGGUCAAUUGGAGUCUGCCGACUAUUGCUGAUGUUUAUCUGCAACCGUUCUUGAAUGAGAUAUCGUUAGUUGCUGAUUUUCACAUUAAAUCACAAUGGUUGUAUCUGGUGCCAUUAAAUGUCAAACCAAAAGAGGUCUACGAUAGCAGUAUUCUUGGAAGACAUUUCGCAUUGUCAGAGGAUAUUCUUCCACAGUUAAUUACUCCAUUGGAGAAAAAAUUAGCAUCGCAGGUCAGUUUGCAUCCGUGUAUAAAUUUAGUAGCGUACGUGGUUCCUUGCGAAGAAGGACCCUUACAUAUAUAUUCUCGAAACGGACAUCGAGCACAAACUGUCAAUAUCGAAGCUUUUCACUCGCCCAGAUGGGGUGGUGUUGUAAUUAUUAAUCCGCCUGUUGACGCUUGUAUAAGUACAAAACCUGUUGAAAUAACACCCAAUGAUGCUACUGUCAUUGGCGUUUUCUUUGCACAAUUAAGGCUUUUGCUUGGAAUACCCGACCCGACUCCAAUUCCCGGUGCGGCAGUUGUUCCUUUAUUUGGAUUCAAGCCCCGCGAAUGGGAAUUAGAUACACUUUUGCGAGUUCGUGCUGUUGAGCAAUUGACAUCGGCAAAAUUGACGCUACAAUCACUGGCACAACUUCUCGAGGAAAUUAGUAAUAUCGUUAUAACCGAGACCGUUGGCAAUAGAAUAAAAAAUGCUCUCAAUUUUGUCGAGGAAUCAUCAGCAUUAUUACAGAGUGGAAAUUUACGUGAUGGAUUUUUGAAAAGCAAAGAAGCAUUUGCAACUGCUGAAGCUGCGUUCACUGAUCCUUCGCUUCUUGCACUUUUAUAUUUUCCUGACGACCAAAAAUAUGCUGUCUAUAUACCUCUCUUUCUUCCAGUUAUGAUUCCCGUCUUGUUAUCGCUUAAAAAUAUAAGACAAUACUAUUUUCCAAGAUAAAAAAAAAUUGCUUACAAAUUUACAAAUAGGUACUCAUUGUGAAAAUGGUGCUUGCGAAAUGAUAAUGAUAAUAAUUUAUGGUUACAGUAUUCAAUGUACAUUAAUUGACUAAUGUAAGCCAAAGAAUAUAAAAAGUUACGCAAUUUUUGUAUUA
Molecule: messenger RNA, 2218 nt
Organism: Leptopilina boulardi
Lineage: Eukaryota; Metazoa; Arthropoda; Insecta; Hymenoptera; Figitidae
Gene: PIG-S
Product: GPI transamidase component PIG-S
Exons: 9
Coding region: 466-2064 (532 amino acids)
Biological process (GO): attachment of GPI anchor to protein
Cellular component (GO): GPI-anchor transamidase complex
Source: RefSeq, a predicted model, not a curated record